AUGUUCGCGAUGGAAUUCCUGAAGACUUGUGUCCUUAGAAGAAAGGCGUGUGCUACUGUUUGCUUCUGGAGAAGCCACGUCACACAAAAGCUUUCCGUUAGGAAGAUUAGUACCACCUCUCCGCGGAGCACGGUCAUGCCCGCGUGGGUGAUAGAUAAAUACGGGAAGAAUGAAGUGCUUCGGUUUACUCAGAACAUGAUGAUGCCCAUCAUUCACUAUCCAAAUGAAGUCAUUAUCAAAGUGCACGCUGCCAGUGUCAAUCCUAUAGAUGUUAAUAUGAGAAGUGGUUAUGGAGCUGCAGCUUUAAAUAUGAAACGUGACCCUUUACAUAUUAAAAUCAAAGGAGAAGAAUUCCCCCUGACUCUGGGUCGGGAUGUCUCAGGUGUGGUGAUGGAAUGUGGACUUGAUGUGAAGUACUUCAAGCCUGGAGAUGAGGUCUGGGCUGCAGUUCCUCCCUGGAAACAAGGCACUCUCUCAGAGUUUGUUGUAGUCAGUGGGAAUGAGGUCUCUCACAAGCCCAAAUCACUCACUCAUACUCAAGCUGCCUCUUUGCCAUAUGUGGCUCUCACAGCCUGGUCUGCCAUAAACAAGGUUGGCGGCCUGAAUGAAAAAAAUUGCGCAGGAAAACGUGUUUUAAUAUUGGGUGCUUCAGGUGGAGUUGGUACUUUUGCUAUACAGGUAAUGAAAGCAUGGGAUGCUCACGUGACAGCAGUUUGCUCUCAGGAUGCCAGUGGACUUGUAAAGAAACUUGGGGCAGAUGAUGUAAUUGAUUACAAAUCUGGAAAUGUGGAGGAACAAUUGAAAUCUUUAAAACCGUUUGAUUUUAUCCUUGAUAAUGUUGGUGGAUCCACUGAAACAUGGGCUCUAAAUUUACUCAAGAAAUGGUCAGGAGCCACUUACGUGACUUUGGUGACUCCUUUUCUCCUGAACAUGGACCGGUUGGGCAUAGCAGAUGGCAUGUUGCAGACGGGCGUCACCAUGGGCUCUAAGACACUAAAGCAUUUCUGGCAAGGAGUCCAUUAUCGCUGGGCCUUUUUCAUGCCCAGUGGUCUAUAUCUGGAUGACAUUGCAGAGCUCGUGGAUGAGGGAAAGAUUCAGCCAGUUAUUGAAAAAACCUUCCCUUUUUCUGAAGUUCCAGAAGCCUUUCUGAAGGUGGAAAGAGGACAUGCACGAGGAAAGACUGUAAUUAAUGUUAUUUAA
Pipistrellus nathusii (Nathusius's pipistrelle) is the source of this 1200-nucleotide messenger RNA. The record is from the annotation of a GenBank genome assembly. Lineage: Eukaryota; Metazoa; Chordata; Mammalia; Chiroptera; Vespertilionidae.